AUGCCUCUUGUAGUUCCAGGAAUCAACUCCUCGAUGGGCGACAAGUCCGAGUGGGUCAACAAGCUGAUGGGCAAGAAAAUCAGCGAUACCAGCAAUGAGACUUCUUUUGCGAAGAAAGAUCUUCCCCAGUCACACCGGGUUGUGAAGCCGGGUGAUAUGAAGACUAUGGAUCAUGAUCCUAACAGACUGAAUAUCCACGUCGAUGAGUCCGGAGCUGUGCAUGAUGUGAAUUAUGGUUAG
Molecule: messenger RNA, 240 nt
Organism: Penicillium bovifimosum
Lineage: Eukaryota; Fungi; Ascomycota; Eurotiomycetes; Eurotiales; Aspergillaceae
Exons: 3
Coding region: 1-240 (79 amino acids)
Source: RefSeq, a predicted model, not a curated record